This is a messenger RNA of Brassica rapa (field mustard), 1595 nucleotides long. Its product is annotated as E3 ubiquitin-protein ligase SIRP1. Gene Ontology annotation, biological process: protein ubiquitination. Gene Ontology annotation, cellular component: cytoplasm. The record is from RefSeq and is a predicted model, not a curated record. Gene Ontology annotation, molecular function: ubiquitin protein ligase activity. Lineage: Eukaryota; Viridiplantae; Streptophyta; Magnoliopsida; Brassicales; Brassicaceae.
ACAACAAAGGAAGGAGUUGGGGGGUUUAGAAGAGGACGUGGUUGGGUUGUUUCGUUUCCAUCCACUCUUUUCUUUCUUGUUUGUUUGUUUCUUCUCCAGCCCUUCGCCAGACCAACAAGGAGGUACAACAACAAAAUCUGAGCUUUUUUGGGGGUUUAAUUUCUCCAGAAGAGUCACAUAACAAAGGAAGAACAAGAUUUGAAUUUUCUUGGGUCUUCAGAAAAGAGGCAGAAGACAUUUAAAAGGAGGAGGAGAGACAUGGAGGAAACAAUGGCGGCUAGGUACUGGUGUCACAUGUGUUCACAGAUGGUGAACCCAACAAUCGAAUCCGAGAUCAAAUGCCCCUUUUGCCAAAGCGGUUUCGUUGAAGAAAUGAACGGUAACGGUAACGGUAACGGAGGCUUAAGAGACGUUCAAGACCCUGAAACAGAGUUUGGAACAACAGACCGUGCGAUGACUCUAUGGGCACCAAUCUUGCUUGGUAUGAUGAGCAGUCCUCGUAGACGGAGAAGGUUCAGAAGAGCAGAGUUUGUUGAAGAAGAAGAAGACAACGAAGACGAAUCCAACAAUGUUGAUCAUCAUCAUCAUAGAGCUAGGCGUCACGGUGGAGAGAUUGAUUUGGACAGAGAGUUUGAAUCUCUGUUAAGGAGAAGACGAAGAAGCUCAGGGAAUAUACUGCAGCUCCUUCAAGGGAUACGUGCAGGGAUUGCUUCAGAGUACGAAAGCUCUGAUAAUAACGAGAGAGUGAUCAUGAUCAAUCCUUAUAACCAGUCCCUCGUUGUUAGAGAUCAAACGCAGACUCAUUCUGCGUUGACUUCGCUUGGAGACUACUUCAUCGGACCUGGUUUGGAUCUUUUGCUUCAGCAUUUGGCUGAGAAUGAUCCCAACAGGCAAGGGACUCCGCCUGCUCGUAAAGAAGCCGUUGAAGCUUUGCCGACGGUUAAAGUGACGGAGCCGUUGUUGCAGUGUUCGGUUUGUUUGGAUGAGUUUGAGAGAGGCGUGGAGGCUAAGGAGAUGCCGUGUAAGCAUAAGUUUCAUGUGAAAUGUAUUGUUCCGUGGCUUGAGAUUCAUAGCUCGUGUCCUGUUUGUCGGUUUGAGCUUCCUUCUGGGAAUGAUGAUGGUGAUGAUGAGAGUAAGGUUGUGUCUGAGAGAGGAACGAGAACUGUUCCUGAGAGUAGUAACAGAGAGGAGGUUGUUGAGGAUGUGGGGAGUGUGGAGAGAGGAAGAGAGGAGGAUGUGAGGAGUGGGAAUGGGAGGAGGUUUUCGAUUCCAUGGCCGUUCAGUGGUUUCUUCUCUUCUUCUUCUUCUUCUUCUUCGUCUUCUCCUUCAUCAUCUGGAUCAGCUCAGUCUGGUGAGAACAAUGUCUACUCAAGAUCUUAUGGUUCUUCUCGCUGAUAAAAUAACUAAACAUCCAGAAACUAAGAAUGUUGGUUCUGUUCUUGUUGCCUUGUCUUGUAUUUUCUCAUUUUCUAGCUCUUCAUUUUGUUUCUCUGUAUUUCAUUUCGCUGCAUUUUAUGUACAUAACAAUGCUGUUUAUUUACUCAAAAGACUGUUGAAAAAUCCUUGGAGGUACUAUAUGUUAUUCUUCGUUUCAA